This is a messenger RNA of Neohortaea acidophila, 2778 nucleotides long. RefSeq names its product adaptin N terminal region-domain-containing protein. The coding region runs from base 1 to 2778 and encodes 925 amino acids. The record is from RefSeq and is a predicted model, not a curated record. Gene Ontology annotation, biological process: clathrin-dependent endocytosis; intracellular protein transport. Gene Ontology annotation, molecular function: clathrin-cargo adaptor activity. Lineage: Eukaryota; Fungi; Ascomycota; Dothideomycetes; Mycosphaerellales; Teratosphaeriaceae. The transcript has 2 exons. Gene Ontology annotation, cellular component: AP-2 adaptor complex; membrane coat.
AUGAGGGGCCUGGUCUCCUUCAUUGCAGAUCUUCGAAACGCCCGUGCACGAGAGUUGGAAGAGAAGCGUAUCAACAAAGAGCUGGCAAACAUUCGGGGCAAGUUCAAGCAGGGCAACUUGACAGGCUACGACAAGAAGAAGUAUGUGUGCAAACUGCUCUACAUCUACAUCUUAGGCUGGAACGUCGACUUUGGGCAUCUGGAGGCGGUGAACCUGAUCUCGGCCAACAAAUACUCGGAGAAGCAGAUCGGCUACCUCGCCGUCACCUUGUUCCUGCAUGAGCAACACGAAGUGCUACACCUGGUAGUGAACAGCAUCAGAAAAGACCUGGCCGACCACAACGAGCUCAACAACUGCCUAGCGCUGCACGCGAUUGCCAAUGUCGGUAGCAAGGAGAUGGCCGAGGCGCUGUGUGGCGAUGUGCACAGAUUACUGGUAUCCCCCGCCUCGAAGCCCUUUGUGAAGAAGAAGGCUGCCCUCACCCUAUUGCGACUCUACCGCAAAGUCCCCAAUAUCGUCCAGCCGGAGUGGAAUGAGCGCAUCGUGGCCAUCAUGGACGAUCCCGACAUGGGGGUGGCAUUGUCCGUGACAUCACUGGUCAUGACACUUGCACAGGACGAUCCAGAAACCUACAAAGGAAGCUAUGUCAAGGCGGCGCAAAAGUUACGAAAUCUCAUCAACGAUCAAGACUACUCCGGAGAUUAUGUGUAUUACAACGUCCCCUGCCCAUGGUUGCAGGUGAAGCUCCUCAGAUUGCUUCAGUAUUUCCCGCCAUCGCAAGACACGCACAUCCGACAACUCAUACGCGAUUCAUUACAAGCCAUACUGGACACCGCGAUGGAAACACCGAAGAAUGUCCAGCAAAACAACGCCCAGAAUGCAGUCCUCUUCGAAGCGAUCAACCUCAUCAUCCAUUUGGAAACCGAGCGCGAAUUGAUGGUCCAGAUUUCCACUCGACUCGGCAAGUUCAUUGGCUCGCGGGAGACAAACGUGAGAUAUCUCGGGCUGGCGGCCAUGACGCAUCUGGCCGUGAUGGCAGACACCCUCGACCCGAUCAAAAAACACCAGGACCUGAUCAUUGGUUCAUUACGAGAUCGCGACAUCACCGUCAGGCGGCAGGGUCUGGAUCUCUUGUACAGCAUGUGCGACUCUUCGAACUCGCAGAAGAUUGUGCACGAGUUGUUGAAGUAUUUGCAGAGUGCGGACUAUGCGAUCCGGGAGGAGAUGGUGCUGAAGAUUGCCAUCUUGACGGAAAAGUACGCAACCGAUGUCAAGUGGUAUGUUGACAUAUCCAUGCGACUGAUAGCCAUGGCCGGCGACCACGUCAGCGACGAGGUCUGGCAACGCAUCAUCCAAAUUGUCACCAAUAACGAUGAGCUCCAAGUCUACGCAGCUCAAAAUACCUUGCAAUAUUGCAAGGCGGAUCAUUGCCACGAAACGCUGGUCAAAAUCGGCAGCUACAUCCUCGGCGAAUUCGGGCAUUUAAUCGCGGAUCACGAAGGCUGCAGCCCGAUCGAGCAGUUCAUGGCUCUGCAGGCCAAGUUCAAUUCCUGCUCACCCAACACAAGAGCCAUGAUCUUGUCCGCAUUCGUCAAAUUUAUCAAUCUCUUCCCUGAGAUCAAGCCCCAACUGCUCCAGGCGUUCCAGACGUACAGCCACACCCUGGACUCUGAAUUGCAGCAGCGGGCAUGCGAAUAUCUGGCGUUGGCAACGAUGCCGUCAGACGACCUGUUGCGCACGGUGUGUGACGAAAUGCCUCCCUUCCCUGAGCGAGCGUCGGCCCUCCUUUCGCGUCUGGACAAGAGACAAGGCCCUAUGGGCGACAAGAGAACGUGGUCUGUGGCCGGCAAAGAUGGCAUGCCUGGUGUAGAACGCGGCGGAACACUUCGUCGCACCUUCUCUAGUGGUCCGUCAGCCACCUUGGCAAACGGCUCUUCCGGCGCAAACGGCACCAAUGGCGUCGCGAAAACGCCGAUAGAAGAGCUGGCGGGGUUGGACUUGUCGGCUGGCGUGACGCCGAACUUGGCGAGUGCUGUGCACUUGUCGCCAGACUGGGAGCCUGGGUACAAUCGAUUGUUGUUGAAACCCGAGGGGAUCUUGUACGAAGACACGCAGAUCCAAAUCGGGCUCCGAUCGGAGUAUCGCGGAGAGGUCGGCUGCAUCAUCCUCUACUUCACCAACAAAUCGUCAGUGGCGAUCCAGUCCUUUACCACGACUCUGGGCGACGCAUCAGCGGAACAGCUGAAGACGGAAACGAGGAGCCUACCCAACACCACCGUCCACUCGGGCACACAAACGCAGCAAAUGAUCAUUUUCGAAGCAAAGACGGUCUUCACGGAAUCCCCGACAAUUCGGGUGUCCUACAUGGCCGGCUCGCUACAAGCCUUGACGCUGAAACUUCCCGUCGCACUGCACAAGUACAUGGAUGGCGCGGUGCUCAGUGCUGAGGAGUUCUUCAAGCGGUGGAAGCAGAUUGGCAGUGCACCGAGAGAAUCGCAGCAGAUCUUCCAGAGCUACGAUAUCUCGCCCGAGUACACGCGGCAGAUGCUGCAGGGCUUCAAAUGGGGCAUCCUGGAGGGAGUUGAUGCAAACCCGAAAAACUUCGUGGGGGCAACGGUGCUGCAUACUAGCGCUGGAAAGUCGGGCUGUCUGCUCCGAUUGGAGCCCAACAGUGAGAACAAGAUGUACCGAUUGACCAUUCGCGCGACAGAUGAGGCGGUGCCACCGGUUUUGAUGAGAUAUAUGGAAGAGAGGCUGACAAAGGCCUGGCCCUCGUGA